This is a messenger RNA of Anarrhichthys ocellatus (wolf-eel), 4218 nucleotides long. RefSeq names its product YjeF N-terminal domain containing 3 (gene yjefn3). The coding region runs from base 437 to 1186 and encodes 249 amino acids. Gene Ontology annotation, cellular component: mitochondrion. Gene Ontology annotation, molecular function: NAD(P)HX epimerase activity. The transcript is spliced from 6 exons. The record is from RefSeq and is a predicted model, not a curated record. Lineage: Eukaryota; Metazoa; Chordata; Actinopteri; Perciformes; Anarhichadidae.
UUUGAGGAGGGGGGCUAUGAUUGAGGCAGCCUGAGCCAAUCAGCCGGCGAGCUCCGUGCCUCCUGAGUCUUAAUUGGCUGGCUUUCCCCCCGGUGAGCGCAGCUGAUACACAGAGCCAGCUGGUUUUAUUAGAGAAUGAUCCGGGGCCACAGUGGGAGAGAGCGAGACAAUCAUAUAGAGGCAUUAAUCAGAGUGUGUGAGUAGCAGCCAGUAAUUACCUUCCAGCGUCUGACGCAAUCAAGAGCCACAGAGGGAGGAAGUCUAUUGACAUUCUUCAGUCUGUUCGCAGGCAAAGAGGUAGCCAGUGCGCGCUUAUCGAAUCCGAGUCGGGGAGAAGGAGCGGAAAGUGUCUCUUUCUUUUGGAGCGGCGCAGCUCAUCCGUCCCUCACAUUUCACCGUGUGGGAGAAAAAGAAACCGAGAAACAACAACAACCAGAUGGACAAGAUGAACCACAGCUCGGCGGAAGCAGAGGCUGAGACCAUAGAACCCCUGCGUUACCUCAGUAAAGGGGAGGCGGCAGCUAUCGAGACGGAGCUACUGAGGGACUACAGGUUUGGAGCACAGCAGCUGAUAGAGAUUUGGGGACAAGCGUGCGCCCUCGCCAUCACUAAGGCCUUCCCUCUCAGCUCUCUAGCGAAGAAGCAGCCAACAGUGCUGGUGAUCUGUGGUCCAGAUCAAAACGGCUCCAUUGGCCUGGUGUGUGCCCGACACCUGCGCAUGUAUGAAUAUGAGCCAACCAUCUACCACCCUCAACGCUCCUCUCAAAGUCUACACCAGGACUUCACGGUUCAGUGUGAGAAGAUGGACAUCCCUUCCCUCUCCUAUCUCCCCACAGAGGUGCAGCUCAUAAACGAUGCCUACAACCUAGUGAUUGAUGCCAUGCUGGGCCCAGAUGCAGACUGUGCCAACAUUAAAGAGCCCUACCCUGGUAUUCUGGUCACCCUGAAGCAAGUCAAGAUCCCCAUUGCCAGUGUGGAUGUGCCCUCAGGUUGGGACGUAGAAGAACCAAGUCAGGAUGGCAUUAACCCAGAAGUUCUCAUCUCACUCACAGCACCAAAGAAGUGCGCCAUAAGUUUCUCGGGGAAGCAUUUCUUGGCUGGACGCUUCCUGCCUUAUGACAUCCAGAAAAAAUACGAGCUUAACCUCCCAGACUACCCCGGCACAGACUGUCUCAUAGAAUUGUAACACAUAAGAGCCAGAGUGAGCACUCCUCAUUUUCAAAAACGUACGGUUGAUCCCUUUUCUUGUUUUGUAUUUUAUAGAUUGUUCAUGUGAUUCAAUGUUUAACAGCUCAGUUGUGUAGAUCAGGCUACACCUUUAGCCCAAUGUGCUGUUGAGCAACAGUAGAAGGAUGAUAUUUAGAAGCUGUGGUUUCAGUCUAGUCUUUUUAGGGAAUGGCAUGAGUUUUUGUGUCAGUCUAACUUGUAAAAGCUGUAGCAUUACACUGUUUACUGAUUACUUUGCAAAAGACAGAAAUUCCUUCAGAGAGAUGAAUUUUCUAUGACGCCACUGGAAUGUUGUAUUUUUUUUCCUUCAAAACUUUUUUUAAUGUUCAUGGUCGGAUGCUUUUAUGUUUUAACUUUCUACUGAAACGUGCUGCUGAGAUGAGACGUUGUGGAGGUUGGCCAUUUAUAACUUUUCUGUUCGAGUGUUUUCUGUUUGUUUGGUCGGCCUGCACUUCUGCAUUACUUUUGUUUCGGUUACUUCAUUAGCUGUUACAAAAGGCCCAGAAAGUUUUUGUUGUCCAAUAAAAAAAACAAAAAACAAAAAAAAAAACCUCUUAAAGGAUUCAGUUUGUGUUUUGCUUUCCUUCACGUAAAGUUGCAGUGAUCAGUAUAUUUUGUAUUAACUUAUAUGACGAUAAAAUGAUUAUGAUAACCAACCAAGAAUCACAGACCAACUGCAGUUUCCAUGGAGCUUUUCAACUUUUUUUUUUUUUUUGGAUCAUUGUCUUGGUUUUCUUGCCCGCAGCUCUGCUCUCAUCAACCACGUGUCCGGCCGCCACAGGCAGCGGUUUUCUGCGAGAAAGGUCCAAUAAAAUCACCUGCUCAGCAAUAACGGUAUUUUUCUGGUGGAGACUAAAACGGAGCUAAAAGCAGAGUGGUGUACAAAAACACGGGUCCAAAUGAAAGCUAUUGUUGAUCCGUGUUUGCUGGAUGUGUAGAUGGGCAACUGUUUGCUAACAUGUUCUCAAUCACCUUUAUAUGGAGAUAAAGUUAUGUUUUUUACGUUCUAAGACUAAAUUAAGGCUUUAAAGCAGGGGUCGGCAACCUUUUUGAAAUUAAGUGCCAUUUUAACAGUUUCUUGUUAAUUAGUGGGCCAUUUCAACAUUAACUUUAGUCAGGACACAUCAAAAUUUAAAUCUCCAACGGAUCUGUAAUCUUAUCUAAAGAAUGCAUUUCUCUCCCAUAAUCAGGACUUAUCAGUAAUUUAUUAUUCAUUUACUUGCCAACCUUCCAAUAAUCUUGUUCAUCAGCAAUAAACUUUAGAAAUUCUGCAAAGAAGACAACAUGUACGAGCCAAUCGGAGGCAGAGUAGGGCGGGUCUUCCCAGCAUGCGGGUGGGCACAAAAAACAGUCAAACUACCGUAAAUUACGUGCCGUUUGUGUCCCGCGUGAAACCAAAGGUUUUGUUCUAUUUUCUUUCCAUGUGUCACUAUGUCACAUGAGAUUCUAUCCGUAGUUAUUGUAACACAAACCGUGAUCUUUUUUCUCAACCUAACCAAGUAGUUUUGGUUCCUAAACCUCGACAACGUUAACCACGCGUUACGUUAUUGUUAAAUUCAAGAUGCAAUACAAAAGGUUGCUCAAGCGGCAAAAUAUGACGAGUAGGGAUGAGAUCACGUUGCUCAUGCAGUUAGUUUUGAGUGUUCUUGGUGAGCGCAUGCCAUUACUUCUGUUUACUGGUUCUCAACUGGAUUUGAUUUGGUAAUGAAAGCCAUAAACAGGUGUGAUCAUCAGACCAUAAUUGGCUGUAGAGGACGGCGGCUCGUUAUUGAGCUCUGGGCUUCGCGCUUCGAUGAGAAUGACUAAGAGACUGCUGUGCUGUUUAUGAAUGAGGUCAUGUGUAUUUGUACGAAGUUUAGGUGCUUCUUCUGAAUACUGAUGCACUAACGCACAUGUGUGAGUGGGUGAAGGGAAGUCAGUGAAAAGGAAUGUUGAUCCGGCGGUAUUAAAUCUGUCAGGAGCAAAGUGACGAGGGUUGUAGAGAUAUGUGUGUGCGCUCAGUGGUCCUGUCUUUCAUGCCUGUCCAAUCCCUGUCAGGAAACAAGGACUUGUCACCGCAUUGUCGCCUGGGCUUUUCACCAGAGACGUUGAGUGAUGAGCUUUAGAGUUGGCGGCGGCCCGUAGGAUUGAACAAUCAUAUCUGACAGCGGAGCUUGUUGUAAUAUCCAUGGGAGAGAUGGAGAGUCUUACAUGGAGAAGAAAUGCGAUCAAAAGACUUAGUGGAGUGAGGCAGAAAGUUUAUUAAAGUGCUUUAUUUGUACAACUCACAAAAGCUCAAAUCUGAACUAUUUACAAUGGCUUUUUCUAAAUGGGUUCCAGCUGUCUGUCUUCGUGGUAAAUAUUAAAGAAAAACUCAUAAUUCCAUGUAAAAACCAAAACAUUCCCUGUUUAAGAUUUCACUUUUGCAUUUUAUUUUUUACUAUUUUACUACUUAAUGUUUUAUUUCUAUCGAGAUAAGUAUGUCUUCAUAACCUAGCGGUGGGCUAUUUGUUAUUCUUAAAUUACCUGCUGCUGGACAAGAACACUUAAUUCUACAGGAAAACAGACAUUACAAAACACAGACAUUAAUACAAUCAAAUAUAGAGAAAAACAAUAUGAACGGGUGAUCACACGUUGCAUGAUCUCUCUCUGAAAAUGGAUUUAACAUGAGUUUUAAAUGAUACUUCGCAAUAACAGUGGUUGAAGAGUAUAAAAGUACUUCAUUAGAAGUACAAAUCCGGCACUAAGUAAAAAUGUACGAAAAGUCUCAACGUUCAAAGUAUUUACUCUGUAUUAAAACGUCUCCUGUGACUGAUAUAUUUGUGGAGGCAUUUUAAACAAGAUGCAUCGGAACCAGUAAAUACAUGUCACGUCAACGUAGAGGAGGAAAAAUAAAAAUGUUUCCUUCCAAAUUGUAGUGGAGUUAAAAUAUAAAGUAAAUGCUCAAGUAAUGUACCUCAAAAUUGUACAGUACUCAGUUAAUGUAAUUGGUUACAUUAACUGGUCCACCAC